Messenger RNA from Brassica oleracea var. oleracea, 1954 nucleotides. Its product is annotated as CDPK-related kinase 4-like. Gene Ontology annotation, biological process: protein autophosphorylation; peptidyl-serine phosphorylation; intracellular signal transduction. NCBI's taxonomy places the organism in Eukaryota, Viridiplantae, Streptophyta, Magnoliopsida, Brassicales, Brassicaceae. The coding region runs from base 1 to 1755 and encodes 584 amino acids. Gene Ontology annotation, cellular component: nucleus; cytoplasm. The transcript has 11 exons. Gene Ontology annotation, molecular function: calcium/calmodulin-dependent protein kinase activity; calcium-dependent protein serine/threonine kinase activity; calmodulin binding. The record is from RefSeq and is a predicted model, not a curated record.
AUGGGCCACUGUUACAGCCGGAACAUCUCCGCCGUCGAGAACGACGAGAUCCCCGAGGCUCCCGAUCAACCGCCCCAAAAUCACCGCCAUGCUUCCGCUCCUCAGUCUCCUCUCGCCUCCGAGGUCAACUCCUACAACAUUAGCCCGUUUCAAAGCCCGUUGCCGGCGGGAGUAUCUCCGUCGCCGGCGAGAACUCCGGGACGAAAGUUCAAAUGGCCGUUUCCGCCGCCGUCACCCGCCAAACCGAUCAUGGCGGCUCUGAGACGGCGGAGAGCCGCCGCGCCGCAGCCGAUCCCGGAGGACAGCGCGGACGUCGGAGGAGGAGGAGAGAGCAGCGGCGGGGGAGAGAGGCUGCUGGACAAGAACUUCGGGUUCGGGAAGAACUUCGAAGGGAAGUACGAGUUGGGGAAGGAGGUGGGGCGAGGGCAUUUCGGUCAUACUUGCUGGGCUAAGGCCAAGAAAGGGAAGAUGAAAGGACAAACGGUGGCCGUCAAGAUCAUCGCCAAAGCUAAGAUGACAUCGGCUGUAUCGAUCGAAGAUGUUCGGAGAGAAGUGAAACUGCUGAAGGAUUUAUCAGGACAUAGGCAUAUGGUUAAGUUCUACGGUGCAUACGAAGACGAUAAUUACGUCUUUGUUGUUAUGGAGUUGUGCGAAGGUGGAGAGCUAUUGGAUAGAAUUUUAGCUAGAGGUGGUAGAUACCCUGAAGUCGAUGCCAAACGUAUACUUGUACAGAUUUUAUCUGCAACUGCAUUUUUUCACCUCCAAGGUGUUGUCCACCGUGAUCUCAAGCCGGAGAAUUUUCUCUUUACCAGCAGAAACGAGGAUGCAAUCCUCAAGGUCAUAGAUUUUGGCUUGUCUGAUUUCAUUAGAUACGACCAGCGUCUCAAUGAUAUUGUGGGAAGUGCAUUCUAUGUAGCACCUGAAGUACUCCAUAGGUCUUACAGCACCGAAGCAGAUAUGUGGAGCGUUGGUGUCAUAAGUUACAUACUACUCUGUGGAAGCAGACCUUUCCAUGGAAGAACUGAAUCUGCGGUUUUCCGCUGCGUGAUUAGAGCCAACCCUAAUUUUCAAGAUAUGCCUUGGCCUUCAAUAUCUCAUACUGGUAAAGACUUCGUGAAAAGGCUUCUCAACAAGGACCAUAGGAAACGAAUGACAGCUGCUCAAGCCCUAGCUCAUCCGUGGUUACGUGAUGAAAACCCUGGUUUGCUUCUCGAUUUCUCGAUCUAUAGGUUGGCCAAGUCCUAUAUUCGUGCCUCGCAUUUCAGACGAUUGGCACUUAAGGCUCUCUCCAAAGCUAUACCCGAAGAUGAGCUUGUGUUUCUUAAGGCACAGUUUAUGCUCCUGGACCCUAAAGAUGGAGGCCUAUCUCUUAACAGCUUCACUUCGGCGUUAACAAGAUAUGCUACUGAUGCGAUGAUGGAAUCAAGGCUUCCUGACAUUUUAAACACGAUGCAACCAUUGGCGCAAAAGAAGCUGGACUUUGAAGAGUUCUGUGCAGCUGGGGUCAGCGUUUACCAACUGGAAGCUCUUGAGGAAUGGGAGCAGAUUGCAACUUCAGCAUUUGAGCACUUCGAACAGGAAGGGAAUCGAAUCAUAUCCGUCCAAGAACUAGCCGCGGAGAUGAGCCUGGCACCAAAUACAUAUCAUCUGCUCAAGGAUUGGAUCAGGAGUUCGGAUGGAAAGCUGAGUUUCUUGGGCUACGCUAAGUUAUUGCAUGGUGUGACCGUACGUAGCUCGAGCUCAAGACCUAGGUGACACAUCGUCAUGUCAAAAGCCUUAUAACGUGUAAAUCAAGUCUUGAGAAACAUCCAAACCUUUAUAGUGGAAGUGGAAGCUAGGGGAUUUCUUUGUAAAUGAUUCUUUGAGCAUUUUUGUUUACAGGAACCAAACCUUGAAAAAAGCAUAACAAACUAUUAUUAUAGAAGGAAACUUGCGAGGUGUUGAUUUUGGUUUA